Rhagoletis zephyria (snowberry fruit fly) is the source of this 602-nucleotide messenger RNA. Its product is annotated as integrator complex subunit 8-like. NCBI's taxonomy places the organism in Eukaryota, Metazoa, Arthropoda, Insecta, Diptera, Tephritidae. Gene Ontology annotation, cellular component: integrator complex. The record is from RefSeq and is a predicted model, not a curated record. Gene Ontology annotation, biological process: snRNA 3'-end processing.
AUGGAAGACCCUUUGCGGCCGAAAGCGGUACCACUUGCCGCUGAAACGGUGCUUUGGUUUGAAUUUCUGCUCGACCCACAUUUAAUUACCAAACAUUUGCAGAAACCUAAUCCAGAUCCCAGCCCUUUGGAGCUAAUGUCUCAAUUCAUAUCUGUUACACCGGAUGUUAUAAUGCCGCCGCAGUAUGAUCUGACUUCGCCAGAGGCUGAAAAUGUACCAGGCGGUAUACCAGUGACACCGGGCGCAGGCGUAACUGGUACUGUCAUAAUGAGCAACAUAGAUGGACUGCGUAUACCGCGAAAGCAAAUUGCUUUAAAAAUAUUAACGCUAAAAGUGGCGACAUGGUUGAAAUGGAACUUGGAUGUCCUGGAAAAGAGUCUUCCCAUUCCAAAGCAGCUCUUUCUGUUGCGCGAUUUAUGUACAGUAUGUUUUGGCAAAUUGGUACCAAUACCUUUACAGCAGGAUUUUCAGCAAAAAGUUUCGCCUGAUGGCCAUGAGCAUGCAGCCCGUUUUGCAUUAACCUUUUAUCAUCGAUGGGUGCUACGCUUGCAAAUACUGAAAGAUAUUGCCAUGAAAGCUGCACGACCGUCCAUGGCUAAUAU